AUGAGUCCUCUCGUUCAUCCUCCUGUUCAUCCAUCCCUCUCCCCCGCUAUGGCGGACGCAAAGGUCAAGCUGGAAGUGUCGUCCCAGUCGGAAGUACCCAACGACUAUGAUGUCCAAAUCCGCUAUCGCACCCUCUCCAUCCAUGUCGACGAGACCAUAGACGAGAAAGUGCCGGCAGGCAAGGGUGGUGCUGACCCUGCCUCAGCUAUCCGCCAGAUUGACGCACACAUGAUAUCCCCUGAGGAUGUCUUCAGCCGCUUCUCGACGUCCCCUACGGUCGGUCUCGAGUCUGAGGCCGUCCAACGCAGGCAGAAGUCCGGUGGGAAGAAUAUCAUUUCCCCGCCAAAGACCCAGUACUGGAAGAAGGCGCUGAAUUACAUCUUCGGCGGUUUCAACUUCCUCAUGUGGAUCGCGUUCAUCGUCACGCUACUGUCCUACAAGCCGCUCGGUGAUCCCAGCCCGCAGGCGUUCAACCUUGGGGUAGCCAUUCUCUUGCUGUUGGUCAUCAUCGUGUCUGCAACUUUCUACGCAUGGGUCGACUGGCAUGCUUCGCGGAUCAUGAGCUCCAUCAAGACCCUCAUCGCCGAGGAGGCCCUCGUCGUUCGUGACGGCAAGCAGCAGAGCGUGUCCGCAAAGGAUCUCGUCGUGGGCGACCUUGUGCAGCUUCACAUGGGCGACCGUGUUCCUGCCGAUCUCCGCCUCGUGGUCGCGUCCAGCGACGUUCGCUUUGAUCGUGCUCUGUUGACCGGCGAGAGCGACAUGAUCCCCGGAACGCUCGACAUGACCUCCCCAAACGCGCUCGAGACGCGCAACCUCGCGCUCAGCUCGACCUUCGUCGUCCAAGGCACCUGCACGGGCGUCGUGUUCGCCAUCGGCGACAAGUCCGUCAUGGGCCGCAUCGUCGCGAUGUCGGGCGAGACGAAGUUCAAGCUGACGACGGUCCAGAAAGAGGUCUGGUUCUUCACCAAGAUCGUCUCGGGCCUCGCACUCGGCCUCUUCGUAAUCUCCAUCAUCGUCUGGGGCGCGUGGCUCAGGAAGAGCUAUCCUGGAUACGAGACCGCUAGUGGAGCGAUCAUUAAUUCUAUCGGCUGCUUGACCGCGUUUGUCCCUCAGGGUCUUCCUGUCUGCGUGGCAUUGUCGCUCACCAUAGUUGCCAAACGCAUGGCCAAGCGCAAUGUCCUGGUCAAGAACCUUGCUACUAUAGAGACAUUGGGAUGCAUGUCUGUGCUAUGCUCCGAUAAAACUGGUACGCUCACCGUCGGAAAAAUGUCGCUGCAAAACGUCGCCUUCCUUGAUAGCCAGCAUACGGUAGAGGAGAUUCACGAGAAGUUCUCUGCGGAAGAGAAGUCCGAUGCGCCUGCUGCCUUCAAGGCUCUCCAUAUGAUCGGCCGUCUGUGCAACGGUGCCAAGUUUGACUCAACCUCUGCGCACCUCCCAGUGGACGAGCGUCCUGUCAAGGGCGAUGCCACCGACACCGCCGUCCUCCGCUUCUCCGAGGCACUCUCCAUCCCGUCCCUAGACAUCGACACUGCUUCCCUCCUGUCUUCCCACGACAAAGUCUUCGAGAUCCCGUUCAACUCCAAGAACAAGUGGAUGCUCACAGUCGUCCGCUCGCAUUCCAUAGCGGAGAACCCGCCUGCCGAGAACUGGAUGCUCGUCAAGGGCGCGCCUGACGUACUGUUCCCCGCCUGUACUACCAUCAUGCUGUCCGAUGGCUCCGUCGUCCCUCUCAACUCGACGCGCCGCACACAGAUCUUCAUGCUCCAGGAGAAUUGGAGCAGCCAGGGUCAGCGCGUUCUCGCGCUCUGCCGCCGCUCGCUCGCCGAUGUCAAGCUAAAUAUGGAUACCAUGUCGGCCAACGACGUCGAGGAGCUCAUGUAUGCGGAACUCCAGGGCCUCACAUUGGUGGGCUUGGUCGGCAUACGCGACCCUCCGCGCGGGGACGUGCCUGAUGCGGUCAGAACCAUCCGUCGUGCUGGUGUUCGCGUGGCCAUGGUCACUGGGGACUUCAAGUUGACGGCGCUCGCCAUCGCUAAGCAGGUUGGCAUCAUCACUACCGAGAAGGUCGAUUCGCUUCAGCAGAUGCGCACUUCCGACUCUGCACAGCGUUUCAUCAGUCUGCCCGCCCCACGAAUCAAACCUGGCGAGGACGACCCGAUACGUGCGCUCGUCCUCACCGGCGAAGACGUCGAGAGUCUCACGGCAGAAGAUUGGAACAUGGUCGUUGGUAACUACACGGAGCUCGUCUUCGCUCGUACGACGCCAGAGCAGAAGCUGCGCAUCGUGGAGAGCAUCAAGGCGCGCGGAGACAACACGGUUGCAGUCACUGGUGACGGUGUGAACGACGCCCCUGCUCUCAGGGCGAGCGAUAUCGGCGUGGCUAUGGGUAGCGGCAGCGAUGUCGCCAAGGAAGCUGCGGCUAUGGUCCUCCUCAAUAAUGACCUUUCCUCGGUCGUCGUCGCUAUCCAGAUGGGUCGUCUUGUCUUCGACAACUUGAAGAAGGUCAUGAUUUACUUAAUGCCGGCUGGCACGUACACCGAGUUCAUCACGGUGUUCUGCAACGUCUUCCUUGGGAUGCAGCUUGCUCUGAGCUCGUACCUUCAGGUUUGCUUCUCUAUCACCAACGAUGUUGUCAUGUCUAUCUCGUUGAUGUAUGAGCAACCCGAGGCCGACCUCAUGCUCCGCAAGCCGCGCAAUGCACGCACUGAUCGUCUCACCGACUGGCGCUUCUUCAUUCAGAUUUACCUCUUUAUCGGGCUCAUGAUGUGGCCUUGUGCGAUGAGCAUGUGGUUCCUGUACAUGAACCAGCAAGGCCUGCACUUCUACGACGUCAUGCUCGUCUAUGACAAGUGGGCCGACGGGUGGCAAGGCAAAACCGCCGCUCAGCUUCAGCAAUACGUUUAUGUCGGCCAGUGCAUCUACUACGUGACGAUGGUGUUCAUGCAGUACGGCGGCCUGCUCUCCGUGCGGAACCGCCGCGUCUCGAUUCUGCAGUCAAACCCGCUGUGGGGCCCGCGCCGGAACCUCGUCGUGCCCAUGGGCAUGAUCGGCACCAUGCUCAUCGCCGUCGUCAAUUUGUAUGGCCAUGGCCUCCAGCAUGUUUUCUACACCACGCCGAUUCCGGGGAUGUACUGGGGCAUCCCCUUCGGCUUCGCGUUCGGGAUCUUGACCAUGGACGAGCUGAGAAAGCUAAUUGUAAGGACGUAUCCCAAGUCGAUCGUUGCGAAGAUGGCUUGGUAA
Sparassis crispa is the source of this 3240-nucleotide messenger RNA. RefSeq lists its product as hypothetical. Gene Ontology annotation, cellular component: membrane. Bases 1 to 3240 code for a protein of 1079 amino acids. NCBI's taxonomy places the organism in Eukaryota, Fungi, Basidiomycota, Agaricomycetes, Polyporales, Sparassidaceae. Gene Ontology annotation, biological process: proton transmembrane transport; intracellular sodium ion homeostasis; sodium ion export across plasma membrane. The record is from RefSeq and is a predicted model, not a curated record. The transcript has 14 exons. Gene Ontology annotation, molecular function: ATP binding; ATP hydrolysis activity; P-type sodium:potassium-exchanging transporter activity.